Kockovaella imperatae is the source of this 1422-nucleotide messenger RNA. RefSeq names its product putative argininosuccinate lyase. Gene Ontology annotation, cellular component: cytosol. Lineage: Eukaryota; Fungi; Basidiomycota; Tremellomycetes; Tremellales; Cuniculitremaceae. The record is from RefSeq and is a predicted model, not a curated record. The transcript is spliced from 9 exons. Gene Ontology annotation, molecular function: argininosuccinate lyase activity. Bases 1 to 1422 code for a protein of 473 amino acids.
AUGGCGGGUCAGGAAGACUUCACGAAGCGCAAGUUGUGGGGAGGUCGAUUUACGGGCUCCACAGACCCAUUGAUGCACGAGUUCAACCAGAGUCUCAAGUACGAUAAACGAAUGUAUGCGGCGGAUGUCAAGGGCUCUAUAGCUUUCUCCAAAGCGCUCUUGAAAGCGGGAAUACUGAACGAGAAGGAGCAAAAGGAGAUUGAGAGGGGAUUGAAAGAGGUUGAAGUGGAAUGGAAGGAGGGCAAGUUUGUCAUUCAACCAGAUGACGAAGAUAUCCAUACUGCCAACGAAAGACGACUUUCUGAGAUCAUUGGUAAAGACAUUGGAGGAAAGCUACACACUGGACGGAGUAGGAACGACCAAGUGGCUACGGAUAUGCGUAUCUGGCUCAUGGACGAGACGGCCAUCAUCGAGAGCUACCUGAAAGCCUUGCUCGAUGUUAUGGUCUCGCGAGCCGAGAAAGAGGUCGACGCUAUCCUCCCGGGUUACACUCAUCUUCAACGAGCACAACCUGUUCGAUGGUCUCAUCUCUUGCUCUCUCACGCGCAGUCCUUCCUCUCUGACCUCUCACGUCUCCGUCAACUUGUGCCGAGGAUUUCUGUCCUCCCUCUAGGCUCAGCGGCCCUGGCUGGAAACCCAUACUCGCUAGACCGAGAACUGCUUCGUCAAGAACUUGGCUUCCAAUCUAUCGGUGAGAAUUCAAUGCACGCCGUCGCGGAUCGGGACUUUGUCGUGGAAUGGAUGCAGUGGGCCAGUCUAUGUAUGAUCCACAUGAGCCGGAUGGCGGAGGACUUGAUAAUCUAUUCAAGUGCAGAAUUCGGUUUUGUUACAUUGUCCGAUGCCUACAGUACCGGCUCUUCCAUCAUGCCUCAGAAGAAGAACCCUGAUUCACUUGAACUACUCCGAGGCAAAUCUGGACGUGUGUUUGGUCAAAUGGCAGGAUUCAUGAUGAGUUUGAAGGGUGUCCCAUCGACCUACAACAAGGAUCUUCAAGAGGACAAGGAACCAUUGUUCGACUGCGUAGAUACCAUCUCAGCGGCUUUGAGGAUCGCAGAGGGGGUCGUGGCGACUUUGAACAUUCAUCCUGAGAAGAUGAAGGCUGCCUUGACGAUGGAUAUGCUGGCGACGGACAUUGCAGACUACCUUGUCCGAAAAGGGGCAAGUCGAGUCCCGUUCAGAGAAACGCAUCACAUUUCCGGUCGGGCCGUUGCACUUGCUGAAAAGACAUCUUGUCAGAUCUCUGACCUAUCCAUGGACCAGUGGAAGGAUCUCUCACCACAUUUCACAGAAGACGUGAUGCAGGUGUUCGAUUUCGAAACCAGCGUCGAGAAACGAAAUGCGAUUGGCGGACCGGCUCGUGCGACUGUCCAGCGUCAAGUCGACAUUGCUCGGCAGAGGAUCAAGGGAGAGGCGAAUCAGUGA